Molecule: messenger RNA, 780 nt
Organism: Ilex paraguariensis (yerba mate)
Lineage: Eukaryota; Viridiplantae; Streptophyta; Magnoliopsida; Aquifoliales; Aquifoliaceae
Source: the annotation of a GenBank genome assembly
AUGCCAUCUACCAUUGCCAAGGUGAAGUUGCAGCAACUGGUGGGUGGGGGUGUGGAUUGUGGUAGGGUAGUGAGGGUAGAUAGGUUUGCAGCUUGGGAUUAUAAAAGGGCUGCGUUCAGGGAGGCUUACCUACAAUGUUCAAAUGCCAUACAAAGCAUGGAAAACAAACUGAGAACUGUAAGUCACACUCCUCAUGCUAAAAUAGACAAUGUCCUUAAGGACUCCAUGGAAUGGAAAAGAAAAUAUGAACAAGUUUCAUCGAAGCAGAAGGUUGAGGAAGACCAGGCCAGUAUAGAAAUAGCAAUUCUUAAGUUUAGGAGCAGUGCUGCUGAAGCAAGGUUGGUUGCUGCUCGGGAACAAGCUCAGUUUGCUCAAGAGGAGGCAGAGGAGUGGAAACAGAAGUAUCACAUUGCUGAAGAGGAAAUGAAGGAUAAGGUAGCAAAGAUUGAACAGACUGAGCAGCAUCUGACUACUCUAAAUUUGGAGUUGAAGGUUGCCGAGUCAAAGAUAAAGAACUAUGAUAUGGAGAUAUCAACCUUAAAGCGUGAGAUUAAGUUGGGUGAGAGGUUAGAGAGUGCAAGCACCACCGCACAAUCAUUUGAAAGAGAAGCUAGGAUUCUGGAACAGGAAAAAAAUCUUCUGGAACAGAAGUACCAAUCUAAGUUCGAUAGGUUUGGAGAAGUCCAAGAAAGGUGUAAAAUUGCCGAAAGAGAAUCAAAGAGAGCAACUGGAGCUUUUGACCCAUUCCAAGUGUUUUUGAAAAAAAAUUUCCAACUAAGG